CCCACCCCGCUUGCUCGGCGGCGGAGGCAGCAGUUGUCCCUGCCUCUCCGCCUACUCCACCUCGGCCUACCCACUGGCCGGCGGCGUUGGCGGGGAGGGGGAUGGUAGUUGUAGACGGCCGCCCCUGCCUCAGAGAAGAUACCACGUUGAAUGAGCAAUGACAACUUUUUACAGAUACCUUUUGUAAAAGGCUUAUAACGAAUAGUGCCAUAAUUUGAAUCACAGUGGAUUUCACAGUAUGAGGUGAAUGGGAGUGGAGUAUUGGACAAAAGAUAGAUUUUUUAAUCUCUGCAUCAUGGUUUUUAGCUCCUCAGUUGUUGCACAGUCUCACUAUUUGGGGAAAGUUCAUGCUAAAAAACUGAAGCAAUUAAUGGGUGAAUAUGAUCAAAUUUCUCCACCAAGUUCUCAACCUGAUAAGGAGAAUCCCUUGUCAACCUAAUGAAGCAUUCAAACAAGACAUCUGACUCUUUUCAAGAUGAACUUGCAGAUUAUAUCAAAGUGCAGAAAGCCAGAGGCUUAGAGCCGAAGACUUGUUUCAGAAAGAUGAGAGAGGAUUAUUUGGAAACCUGUGGAUACAAAGAAAAGGUUGAUUCUAGGUGUAGAAUGUUUGAUCAAAGACUCCCUUAUGAACCCAUCCAGACCUACCGAAGACCAUGCAAUAUUUCACAAGCAGUGGAGAAGCAGUUACCUCAGUGGCUACCAGCUCAUGACAGCAGGCUGAGACUGGACUCCCUGAGCUACUGUCAAUUCACCAGGGACUGUUUCUCAGGAAAACCAGUAGCCCUGAACUUUAGUCAACAAGAGUGUAACUGUAGCUCAUACAGUGUAGAAUCUGGAGUUUACAGGCACCUCUCCUUAGAAAACAGGACCAGUGCCCAUCAAGCUAGUUAUAAACAGAUACAUCAGAAGAGAAAAAGGCACCCAGAGGAAGGACAGGAAAAACCAGAAGAGGAGCAGCCCAAGCAUAAGAGGAAGAAAGCUUAUGAGGAAAUAGAUUUAGACAAACACAGGAGCAUCCAAAGAAACAAAACAGAAUUGGAAACAGUCAGAGUCAGUAAAGAAAAGCUUAAGAACCGAAAGGAGAAAAAAAGCCGAGAUGUAGCCUCUAAGAAAGAGGAACGUAAGCGUAGAAAAGAGAAAAAGGAACAACGGAAAGAAAGGACAGAAGAGGAGAUGCUUUGGGACCAGUCUAUCCUUGGAUUUUGAAGCUCUUGCAUUGGUUCUCCUGAGGUUAAACUGAAAAAAUAGUUGAGGAGCUUGGUUUUACAAUGUCCAUGUUCAUAUCGCUCUUUUCAUGUGAACAGGUACAAAGGCUAAGUGAACAGAAAACAUUUAGUGUACUUGCUCUCCAACAUGGAAAUUACUUUUCCUCUCUUCUAAAAUCAUUACUACAUUUUUCUUAUACAUAAUGUAAUUUCCCUUAAUGAGGGUGGCUCUGCUUUUAUUCAUCAAAUUGCUAUGAUGGUGGAAGUAUUUUUCCCUUGGGAGGUCAUUUAUUUUAAAUUGGAGGAUAAGUAGGCUUUACAGAAUCUAUUUCUUGAUUGGGUUUUAGUUUGGGAUGGAUGUUUUUAUAUUUUCUCUGUGAAGCAGUUUAGAUUGAUUUUUUUUUCCUUCGUUAGAUCUAACUUGCAGUAUAUUUUCUAGAUUGGAAAGUGGAAAAUGACAUACAUUAUAAUAAGCUUAAGUUACAUACAGUUUUAAACGUUUCAAGAAGUCUUGAUACAAAAUCAGUUUAUAUUCUGGAAAUGUUUAUAAUAUAAUAAAGUUCUAAUUUCUACAA
This is a messenger RNA of Kogia breviceps (pygmy sperm whale), 1780 nucleotides long. Its product is annotated as lysine-rich coiled-coil protein 1. The record is from RefSeq and is a predicted model, not a curated record. Lineage: Eukaryota; Metazoa; Chordata; Mammalia; Artiodactyla; Physeteridae.